CCGCGAAUAAUUAAAUAAUAGCUAGAGAAAAACGAAAGAAUAACGAAAUAACACUACGCAGCUUCUAAUGUAACUAAAUAAAUUUGUUUUCGAAAUGAUUGUGCUUAAACAUGAUAUUUCCUUUUUGUUUAGGGGAGCAUUCUCCGAAGUGAGGCUGGCGGAGAGUAAAGAGAAGCCGGGUCAAAUGUUUGCCGUGAAGAUCAUCGACAAGAAGGCGCUAAAGGGCAAGGAAGAUUCGCUAGAGAACGAAAUCAAAGUUCUACGAAGGUUCAGCGAAAGUGCGACACCACAGAGUGGUGGCGGAUCGCUCAAGUCGGAUAGUAGUGGCGAAAAGAGAUGGCUAACCCACCCCAAUAUCGUUCAAUUGCUGGAGACGUACGAGGACAAGCACAAAGUCUAUUUGGUCAUGGAGCUGGUUACCGGCGGAGAGCUAUUCGACAGGAUCGUCGAGAAGGGCUCGUACACAGAGAAGGACGCGUCCGGCUUAAUAAGGCAGGUGCUCGAGGCGGUGGACUACAUGCACGAUCAGGGUGUAGUUCACAGAGAUCUCAAGCCGGAGAAUCUCCUUUAUUACAGUCCGGACGAGGACAGCAAGAUCAUGAUCAGCGACUUCGGCCUAUCGAAGAUGGAAGAUUCCGGGAUCAUGGCGACCGCUUGCGGCACGCCGGGAUAUGUCGCACCCGAGGUUCUGGCGCAGAAGCCGUAUGGCAAAGCGGUCGACGUGUGGAGCAUAGGCGUCAUCUCGUAUAUCCUUCUGUGCGGAUAUCCCCCGUUUUACGACGAGAACGACGCCAAUCUGUUUGCACAAAUUUUGCGAGGUGAAUUUGAAUUUGAUUCGCCAUACUGGGACGAUAUCAGCGCUUCUGCGAAGGAUUUCAUUGGAAAGUUGAUGUGCGUCAAUGUCGAGGAACGUUAUACCUGUAAACAGGCCCUCGCACAUCCCUGGAUUUCCGGCAACGCUGCUAGUAAUAAAAACAUCCACGGUACUGUAUCCGAACAACUUAAAAAGAAUUUUGCCAAGUCGAGAUGGAAGCAAGCGUACCACGCAGCCACGGUCAUACGUCAGAUGCAACGGUUAGCACUAAACAGUGGCCAGCAGCAGCAGCAGGAGGAUACAGGCUCGAUCGGCCCCUCCAGCGGCAAUCCCACGCAAUAUCGAGAGCAAUCGCAGAUCAGCUACAACCAGCACACGGGGCCGCUGGGGCCGUCGCCAGCCUCGAGCAAUCUCAGCAAUUGAAGCAGACGCGCGAGCAGACAUCGCCGUUGCUCACUGUGUCGAGUCACUGGUGUUUACGAAUCUCACUUCUCACUCCAUUCCAAUCACUCCCGCCGACCACUUGCCACCGCUAUACAUGCGCAACAAAUGCUUCAAGCUGUGGGGACAGCACACGCACCGUUCUGUCCAUUCUCUCUUUCAAGACAUUGUGUUGCAACUUAGGAAGCAACGGAAGACAUAAGAAGAGCUGAGAAGCCAUUGCUAGAGUUACGCGCGUCCGCACACGGAGGAGCAAUGUAUCACGCGAGAUAGCCGUUCGCUCUCGAGCUACGGGGAUAGAUUAGAGCCAAUUUGCUUCGCGCAAGUGAUGCGUACAUACACACACUUACAUAGGCACGUACAUGUACACGCAGAAAUACAGUUACCAUCGAAAGGCGUAAACUACAAUUCGCUUUGGCUGGCCCAUGCGAUACAAUACAUGCGAACUCGUACCCUCUUCUAUGGCAGUACGGCAGUUACGUUUGCAGGCUUUAUUCUUAUGAUUUACGACGUUUCCUAUGUUACAUACGCGUAAGCAAUAGCUCGUAGCGAUUUGCAGAAUACGUUUCGCAUCGAUCUAACAGGGCAAAGAGGCGGUUACAUCUCUAGAGAUAAGACUUGAAGAUUGUUUGCACGCACUUUGUUAGAUCGAGUCCAUUCUAUAUAUAUAAAUAUAUAUAUAUGUAUACAUAUAAAUAUAUGCAUUAACGCGAAACAGUACAACGACAAGUUUUUAUAUUUUAUAAAAUUCGGUGUAAUACGUAGCGCGGCUGUUUGAUACAAUUCUGUGCAGUAUAGAGACCUGUAUUGUUAGACACGGACAAAUAUGAUUCCAUAUCACGGUUCCUAUGUAUGGUUCGAUCCUCGCUCGCCGUAAUAUAUAUCUCGGAACGAUAGAGAAUAUUUCCUAUCUACUUACAAAAGUCGAAUUUACUUUCCAGUCGCAAGAAUCUAUUACCAAAACGCAGAUAAUAUCGAGAGGUCGCUUAAUGCACAGAGACAUAGCCUGAUCUGUUUCUUUCUCUCUCUUUUUAUUUCUUUUUUUUUGCAUUUUUUUUGCGCAUGUUUCUAUACUUUUUUUUUGAUAACCGGGACAUGCCCUUGCUUAUGUAAAUGCUUACGCAGCAGACACUUAUCAAUGCUAUUUUAUGUAAUACGUACCCUAUAUGUAUACUCUUCUCUUUUAAUAUAUAUGUAGUGAUAUUACUAUAUUAAUAUAAGCUCCCGAAUCGGGUUCCGCUGAGCUAGCUUGACAUCUAGAAAGACAUAUAUGUAUUAUUCUGCUAAUAUUAAUACAUAUAUUGCACCACUACUUCUAUUUCUACAAAACAUAAGAUGUACAUAAUGCACAUCUAAAUUCGCAUAAACUAUCUUGCGUGCCUGAUUUUAAGAUACUGACAUGAGGAACAAUUCUGUAAAGUUAAGUAUCAUAGCAUGAUCGUGAUUAUUUUCAUAAAGGUUUCUUAUAUUAGUGCGCUAUUUUAUGCCACGAUUUGGCGGAUUAUACUAUGACAUUUUUAGCAAUGGUUUAUGUAUAGUUUAUACAUAUAUAUUUUAUUUUUACAAUUACUUUUUUAUUAAUGAAAAUGCCAUAUGUAAAAAGGGAUAGUAAAUUUUUUUUUAAUACUGGAAUGUGCCAUAUACAUUAUUGUACGAUAAAAGCACGCUAGACAGACAAUGGAAAAUCGAACUAAUUAUUUUUAUGCUUGUAUCAUUUAAUCUUUGUUAAGAUGCAAGAAGGAAAUCGGCUCAAAAGUGCAACUUAUUUCUAGUACCGGUUUAUAUACAGCAUGACUGCUUAUCUUGUGAAUAUAUGAGUCAAUGAAAGAUAUAAAAAAAACGCUACUUAAUGAUCCUCUUACUUGUUUAUCGUGUCUUUAUUAUUUUCAUAUGACGUCAGCAGAAAUGCAGCAAAAAAUGUACUUCUUGCGAUUAUAAUUUUUGCCGUAUUUAUGUAUCAAGAUUAAUAGAACCGAAGAUUUUUCUUUUUUGUACGAAAUAUAAAUAUGUACAGUUGUAAGUUUCAAGUUUCGUGCUGUUACAUCGAAUUUAUUGAGGUAAAUGUGCGAAACUCGUGAAAACCACGCCUUAAUCAAAAUAUAUUUUGGACGCGUGCCCCGUUAUAGAAAUAUGUACGAUUGAUUGCAGAAACGAAUAUCAUAAUUGAUAAAUUAUGAGACAGAGACAGAUGUGCCGAGGCACGCAACUGAACAAUGUAAAUCACCGUUUUAAUCGCGAAGUUAUGCUAUCCUUUGUGAAACAUAUCCACAAGUAAAUUCAGAGACCGACUAGCGAUUUCUGUGUUUUAUAUAGUUAGCUGAAGGUAGAAACACACUUGGAAACGUGUGGCUCUCUCGUUGAAAAGGUCUGAGCAUCGAACGAGACGUAAAAAAAAAAAAGAAAAAGAAAAAAAAGAAAAAAAGAACGCUAUUGCACUUUGUCGAGCGGGCAUCUCUGUUGUUACAGUCUAUAUUCUCUCUUUCUCUUCGAAUUAAACUAUAUAAUAAUAAUAAUAAUAAUAAUAAUAAUAAUAAUAAUCUCUUGGCAUUAUCACGUUAGGCAUCCGUCCGUACAGCGGGCACUUCUCGAUGUAAGGGAACUAUUAUAGAAAAUUAUAAAGAGAAGAGCGUGUGCGAAAAAUCCCGAUGCGAUGAUCACUUUGGGGAUGCGUUGGAGAACAUCGCUUUGUAGCGAAUCUCGUCCGAGUUUCGAGCCGAACUCGAAAAGAAUCUCGGCAUUUAGAUUUUAGAACGUAAGCUUUUCUUUUUUUUGGGAAAAGAACUUAGAAGGAGCAAUCGGGAUUAUCGGUGCAAAUUAUUCGGAAAGGAGAUUAGACUUCGCAAUUUUUACUUCGUCCCAUGUUCUCGAUCGCAGCCCUAAACCUCGACCUAACGACGGACGCUAUUUCACGACGGCCGAAUAGAAUAGCUUUACUUGGUGCGAGUAAAGCGCAUAGGUGAAUGACGUUUAUGAUUACCGCUGAUCGAUACCGUUAAUUAUACGCUUCUCCAAGUACCUUCUCGGUACCGCUAACUCCACCAAACUAUUAUUGGUGUCUUUCAUUGUGUAAAUUGACUUCUGAAGUGCCUUGGAUGACAUGAUGAUGGUACAUUACCAUACGUGCCAUUGGUGAAAAACUUUCGUAGGUGCUUAUCACAGGACGUGUUCGUGUAAUAUAUCCGUUUGCGUUGCGCGAGAUAAUAGUUUCUUUAAUCAUAGACUCAUAGAGAUGUGCUGAGGUGCUCAAGGUCACUCGACGUACUUGUAAGAAAUCUACGUACAGCGAGUUCCACGAUGCUCUCCUCGCAUGGAGAAUUGGAUCGAAGUUCUCGUGAACACGCUACGUACGUAUUUUUCUCAUUGGUACGGUAGAUUGCUAGAGGGCUAGAAUGUGUUACUUUAACUGUACAGUAAUUUACAGUAACGGUUAAACACACCCCUGCGUUCCUUUCUAUUCGAUUCCAAAUCUGCUGAAGCGCUUCGCGUGUAAUCAACAUCAUGUCAUCUAAUAAGAAAGAUUCGCUAGGAAACAUUCGUUUUAUCGCUGUAAUAAAACGCGCGUGUUGUGAUGGCUCUGCGAUGAAAAUUUUAAAGAAGAAUAGCCGGGAGGGAAGGAAGAGGAAAAAAAAGGAAAAAAAAAAACAAAAAGAAAACGAGUGAGAGAGAUCUGAAAAUGGAGCUUUAGCCUGUAUUCAAAGUACCGUGCCACGUGAACAAACACAUAUCGGCAGGAAUACUGUAAAUGUGAUGUAAAGAUAAGCUGAUUCUAAGUAGAGAACGAGAACGAGUUGUUGUAGUGAGGU
Pogonomyrmex barbatus (red harvester ant) is the source of this 5058-nucleotide messenger RNA. RefSeq names its product Calcium/calmodulin-dependent protein kinase I (gene CaMKI). Gene Ontology annotation, molecular function: ATP binding; protein kinase activity. NCBI's taxonomy places the organism in Eukaryota, Metazoa, Arthropoda, Insecta, Hymenoptera, Formicidae. The record is from RefSeq and is a predicted model, not a curated record. Gene Ontology annotation, biological process: protein phosphorylation.